AUCAAUCAACAAAUGCUCCCCCAGUAGCCACAGUUGGUACAAGUUUAGAAAACGUUAUUCCUGAUGCUGAUUCUAACUCAGUAACAUCCGCUUACAAGAAAUAUGCUAAAAAAAGGUUGGAUUCUGUCACUUCAAUCAAUCAGUCCCCUGAUGCAUCAAAAGGGGGUCAACCAUAUGUAGUAGACAUGCACAUUCCAGAUUUGUGGGGAGAACAAGAAACAGAGACCAAUAGGGUUGAUGGAGAACAGAACAAUCUGGUCACUGAGAGGAGAUAUUCAGGAGUGUAUCCCUCUAAAGAUGUCUCAGUAAACACUCUUUACAUGUUUGCUUUUGAAGAUGAAGGAGAUCAAAAUGAAAUUUUAGAUGCAUCAAAUUCUAAGGUAAUUAAAGAUCCAGAGAUACUUGAUGAAGUUAACUGUUCGGGAAAGGGUCAAUUAUCCUUGCUUUAAAGGAUUAGAAUGGCUAUAUAGCAAUUUUGGGCAACACAAUUCAUUUGUACUCUGGGUUCAUUUAGAACCUUACAUUCUUUUGAUGAAACGUAGUUGAUUGAAAGACAUGGACAUCCAACUAUGUCCAGAUACAUGGAGUGAGAUGUGUACAGCAAUGGUAACCCUAUGAUACUUGACUUGGUGAACACCUCCUCAGAUUGAGUGAGUCAUUUUACCUACUUGGCUCUCUAGAUUAUUACAUUUUAGGCAUUUGUGGCACAACAUAAAAGGACUAGCAUCUUCUGAAGUGUUCUUUAUUCUAGCUGCAGCUAACAGGAAUUCUUGAAUGAGGAGAGAUUUGUCUUGUUCAAGCACAGAUAUGGUUUUGAAAUAUUCUGACGCUGCUCGUUUUUCCGUUAUAUGUAGUGAAGGGAGGGGAGUGAAGAUGGGGAGCCUCCAGCUGUCAACACUGGAGUCUUUAGAAAGACAUUGCCUAGCAUGAAAAAUGGUUCAUUCAAACACUAUUGUAUGAAAAUACACAGACACUAAAGGUGUUUUUUUUUUAAAUAUUGAUACACUCUGAAGAUGUUGGUAUUGAUUUAUUAUUGACAUAUAUGCUGAGAUGCAGUGAAAAGCUUUGUUUGUGUGCUAUCCAGUCAAAUCAUGCUGUUCAUGAAUGCAAUCAAGCUAUACACCAGUACAGCAGAUCGUGCAAAGGGGAAAUACCAGAGUGCAGAAUAUUGUGUUACAUUAGAGCAUUGCCAUUACUGAGGAAAAUGUCUAGGCCCACAAUGAGGGAGGAUGGAAGAUUGUGGUUACACCUUAGCUAUGGGAGGAUCACUCCGUAGUGUGAUAACAGUGGGGAAUAAAUUGUUUACGAAUCUGGUGAUUUGUGCUUUCAAGUUUUUGUGUCUUCCGCCUGCUGUGAGAGGGAAGAAGAGGGAAUGAAUGGGUUGAAAAAGGUCCUUGAUUAGAUUGACUGCUUUCCCAAGCCAAUGGUGGGGAGGCUGGUUUGUGUGAUGUACUGGGCUACAUUCACAACACUGCAAUUUCUUCUUGUCUUGGACAGGAUAAUUUCUACGGUGCUGAAAAAUAUGAGUUUGAUCAGAUAGCCCGAAUUGACAGUGAUGCCGAGUUAGUAUUAUAGGUUUAGGUAUAAAAACAGAAUGUUAGGAGCACCCACUUGUUGGGCAAAAUCUGUGUAAAGAUCCUUAAUCAGAACUUCAAUCUAAAAUGUUAACUGUUUUUCUUCCCACAGGUGCCAGCUGACCAGGUGAGAUUUUUUCCACAUUUUCUGGUUUUAUUUGCCUCUGUUCUUUUUCAGCAACACCAUUUAUCAUCUCGGAAGCAUGAGAUUGCGGACGGUGAAUCUUGAUCAACAAACAAUCUGUGGAGGAACUCAGCGGGUUGAAGGAGGGAAGGAAUUGCCAACAUCUCAAGUUGAAGCCCUGCAUCAGGACACAUAGUUUCAACCUAAAAUGUUGACAAUUUCUAUCCCCUAACAACCCCAAAGAUCCUUCUUGAUCCACUAAGUUCCUCCAGUAUGUUGUUGCUCUGCUGUUCCAUUAGGCAUAUUGUUUUAAUUUGUCAAGCAGCCACAUGUGCUACCUGGUGCUGCAUGUGCAAUGAUGCCAAAUGAUCUAAGGUUAUCUUGACAUGGCUAUCUUGCAGUUAUUUGAACUAUUUAGCUUUGUUCUCUGAAAUCUAUUCUUCAGAUACUGUUGACAAUAGCAACAGUUAAGCAAGCUGAUGUUACUUGAUCUGGAAUAUUCUGUUUGCCUGACAGCAGCCAGUUAACUUGCAUCACUUAGCUGGGAUUAAUUUGAAAAAAGUAGAUGGAAGUAUUGAAUCAUGUAUCCACCUCUAAAAAACAUAUGCCUACACUGUAACUGUGAAGAUCCAUCUUCAACAAUCAAUCAAUCAAUCAAUCAAUCAAUCAAUCAACCUUUAUGGUCAUCUUGCAAAGCAACAAUUGUACAGUGCAAAAUGAGGACGUUUCCUCGGGAAUACCGGAGCAUCGCACAUAAAUCUUAAACAUUUCACACAUAAUAACAGUAAAAACAAUCCAGACCCUGAUGAAACAGUAUAAAUAGUUUUUUUUUUUUUAAUUUUAUUUUUAUUAGCAGUACAGUAAAUCACAUUAAUACAUCGCAUAUAUCUUAUUACAUUAUGUUGUACCACUUCAUUUUUUGAGCUUUAAAAAAGAAAGAAAUAAAAGAAGUAAGAAAAGUAAGCAAGAAUCGUGAAGGUGCAGGAAAGUGUUGGGAGAAAAGAACCCCUUAGGGAAGGAAUUAGAGAAGGAAGCAAAGAAAAUAAACAGUAUAAAUAGUUAAAAGCAGGUAAAACAGCAACAUUAAAAUACAGUAAACACAGUCAUUAAAAUGUCCAGGGCAGCUGAUUUGAGUGGUCAGUGCCAGAGUUAUUAAAUUGUCAGUGCAAAGCAGCAGAAUCAGGUGGAGUGACUGUUUAGCAGCCUCACAGCCUGUGGCAGGAAGCUGUUUAGCAGUCUGGUAGUCUGGGCUUUGAUGCUACGGUAUCUCUUGCCUGAUGGCAGGAGAUCCAGAUGUAUGUGGAGGGGGUGCAGUUUGUCCUUAGCUAUUCUCAGACCUUUUUUCAGACAACAGCUCUGGAACAGUUCUUGUACCGAGGGUAGGGAGACGCCAAUGAUCCUCUCUGCUCCUCUCACUACCCUCUGCAGAGCCUUCCUAUCUGAGCAGUUACUGUUGGAGUACCACUUGUUCAUGCAGUACGUGAGUACAGACUCCACCGUGCCCCUGUAAAAAAGUCCUGAGGAUGUUGGUGGGGAGUGAGGCCUGUUUGAGUUUCCUCAGGUAGUGCAAUCGCUGAUGGGCCCGUUUGACAAUCCCAGUGUUGAUCCUGGACCAGGUGAGACUGUCUGUAAUUUGCACUCCGAUGAACUUUAUGCUCUUCACUCUCUCCACCGUGGUGCCACUGAUGUUGAGCGGUGUGUGUUUGGGCUGCGACCUCCUGAAGUCGACAAUCAUCGCCUUUGUUUUGUCGACGUUUAAUGCUAAAUUGUUGUUGCCGCACCAGUCCACUAGUUGUUUCACUUGUAAGCAAGUUCUACUUAUUGUAACUGCUGUAAUUGUUUGCAUAAAAUCUAAUGAAAGGAUUUAUACAAAGGUUACUGAGUUCACAAUUAAUAUUCCUUGCUCAGUAAGUCGCUUUGUUGGGACAUUUUAACAAAUUUAAGGGCUUUUUCUUCUGAGUUCACAUUUGAUUAGGUCCUUGCUCAGCUAAGGAAGUGAUGCAAAAUAAAAUGAUAUAUUGUGAGACAAUUAUUUAUUAUUAUGUUUAUGUUUCAAUCCAGAAAACGGAGGGACGACGCCUUAGUGUGUUCUUUCCUGCAGAUGCAGCUUCAUUGCAGUCUCUGCAACGUCAAUAUAGUACUCAAACACUGGAGGGAAACCAGGAGAUUGGAGAAUAUCAGAUUCCUACCGAAGAUCAACCAUCUCCCUUGCCUCAGAAUACAGAGAGUGAUACAGAUGAUAAAGAUGAAACCAACCUGAGUUCCUUACACUCCUCAUCUAUUCAGCAAUAUAUAAUGGAAAAUCUUCUCAAUGAAUCAACUUCAAGAUCAACUUUUGUAGAGCCAGAAAGUGAUACAGAUCUGGAAGAAAGCAUUGAAAUCCCCAGGGAUUUACGAAAGUUUGAGAAAUCAGGAAUUUCUGACCAUUACUUCAAAUUAUUGCGGACCACCGUGUCAGGCAUGUGGGAUGAAGGAGAGCUAUCCAAACGAUCUUCUAUGUCAUUUCCAAGGAGACGUUCUGGUGUGGAUAGUACUUUCAGAAAAUCUUCAGAAUCAUCAGAAAUAAGUAUCGGGAGCGAUAGUGAAUUAAGUGACGAAUUUCCCUACACUUUAGGAUUCCCGGGAUUUCAGUUUUCAGAAGCACGUGGCAUACUAACUAGAAUUUCGGAAUCAUCAGUAGCAGGAACUGAUAUAGAGCAACCAGCAAGUGCAACAGAAUCCUUCAAGAGCCAGGGGGCACCAGGUUUUGAAUCGGUCUUGGAAAUGGAAGAGCCUCAAGAGAACCAAUCAAUUAAUUCCCUCAAGAACGCGAAAGAAUCCACGGAAAACGCAAAUCAAUUUGUGGAUGAUAUGCUCCUCGAAGAUGAUUCUCAGCCAACCUAUUCCAGGUGGAGCAUUGAAAAAAGAAAAUUGCAAAAAGAACAUUUCAGUCCAUUAAGGAAAGGAGAAAAAGCGACCAUUACACGAGUAACCACACCAUAUGUGGUUGACAGGUUUGAUUUCGAGGAGGCAAUGGAAGAAGUACGCGAUAGGACCUAUGUGAUAAAAGGUGAAGAGGAGGAGGAGGAGAAGGAGGAGCAAGAUGAGCCAUUCAUAUAUAAUCCAGUAAAUUCAAAAAAGAGGGAUCCUAACCAAGCUGAAUCUGCAAGACUAUCCAUCCCAUUCCUAAAUGACCAGAGACUUCAAAAAGCUCAAAGCUCAGAUUGGCCAAACGUCUCCUCUUCAUUGGCAUCAUUUAUUAGCUCAGAGGUCGAGGGAAAUGGGCUCUCAAUAAAUAAGAUCCAAUCAGAGUCAAGUCCUGAGCUGGCACAAAAACACUCACCGUUAAACAUCUCACAACACUUGGCUAGCUCAAUACGAGCACCCUCAUUAACCAGAGAUUAUCAGAAUUAUGGAUGGAAUAUUGUGGAAGAACCAAGCUCUGACCUGUCCGUUGUAGAAACAUAUCAGAGUUCAGAAAGUGAGACAGAGAAAACUGGAACCUCCGUUAGUUUUCCGAUGUAUGACGGAAAACGUCGGAGUCUGGAUUUGCCACGGACUCACACUUCAUACACAGAUUUGCAGCAGCAACAAGAUGCAGCGGACUCCAAACGCUUCUUGGGUAGUCAGAUGCAUACUGGAAGACUGGAUGUGCCAGAGACUCGCACUUCAUACACAGAUUUGAAGCAGCAACAAGAUGCAGCGGACUCCAAACGUCCCUUGGGUAGUCGGAAGUACAUUACUCGACAGAAGAGUCUGGAUUUGCCUUCCACAGAUUCAAAUCUAACAUUGGAAAAUCUUGGAAAUCCACCGUCCCGCAAACAUUCUGAAGCUAUUCAGAAGUACUCAGGAAGAAGCAAAAGUGUGGAUUUGACAAUGUCUCUGACAGAUGCAAACCUGUCUGUAUUCCAGCAACCGAGAAAGAUUUUCGACCCUAUUUUCGAUGUUAAGAUUUUCACACCAGCCUCAGAUCAUCAAAAAAAUGCCUAUCUCCCCCAAGAGGAGACCAAUCCUGAUAAAGUCAAUGGUGAAUCAAGCAACCAGCAGGAAGAAAAUGAACAAUUAGGGCAGAAAGAUUUCCAGAUGGAUGAAGCCACUUCUGCACUCAGUAGUGAAACUUCAGUAAUCGCCGAUGAGGUCGUAAUGCACCAGAGCUUAAGUGAGACGUUCGAAAAUUUGGACAUUAUUGAAAUAGAUGAUUAUAUAACUACAGGAAGACGUCACACUGUGGCAUUUAUAAAAAUUAAGCCGAUCGAGGAAUUAUUUUUCAAUCAAGGCAGAUCUGCAGGCCAGAGCGAAAGUAUAGAGAUCACCAGGCCAGUCUCAGAGCAACAGGACACCAGUGAGCUUUCUGAAACUGAGGCCAUGUCUGAAAAAGGCAAUGGUCAAACAAGCAAUCAGCUGCAAGAGGAUGUUAACGAGCAGGUGCAGCCACAGUCAUCUAGGCACAAUCAAAUGGAUAAAGAUGCAACAUUAGUUGAGAUUCCAUCAACUGAUGAAGAGCAAGUUAUACUGAACGGAGGCUCCAAACUAAAACAAAGCAGCAGUCAAAAGAUAAAAGCAGCAAGACGGCACAGCAUGGAUUCUGGAAGAAUCGUUCCUUCAUUAUCAUCAUUUUUGGAUCAAAACACGUCAGCACCCCAGAGAGAAACUACAACGAUCUCCAGGCCAAUCUCAGAGCAUCAGGACAUCAGUGAGCUUCUCGAAACUCAGGCCACGUCUGAAGAAGUCAAUGGUCAUUUGGCACAGUCAUCUCAACACAAUCAGAAGGAUAAAGAGGCAACAUUAGUUAAGGUUCCAGCAACUGAUGAAGAGCAAGAUAUACCUAACAGAGGCUCCAAACCAAAACGCUCAAGCAACAGUCAAAAGAUGAAAGCAAUAAGACGUUACACCAUGGAUUCUGGAGGAAUCAAGCCUUCAUUAUCAUCAUUUUUGGAUGAAAACACGCUAGCACCCCUGAGCGAAACUACAACGAUCUCUAGGCCAAUCUCAGAGCACCAGAACAUCAGUGAGCUUCUCGAAUCGAAUGCCACGUCUGAAGUCAAUGGUCGUUUGAUGAAAAUUACAAGACGUCAUACAAUGGAUGUAGCAGAAAUCAAGCCUUCAUUAUCAUUUGUGCAUCGAAACUUUUUUGCACCUCAGAGUGUGAGAACAGAUAUCUCCAGGCCUGUCUCAAAGCAUCUGGGCAUCAGUGAGCUACGUGUAGCUGAGGUCACGUCUGAUGAAGUCAAUGGUCAAGCAAGCAACCAGGUGCAAGAGGGUGUUAACGAGCCGGUACAGGCACAGUCAUCAAAGCACAAUCAGGAAGAUAAAGAUGCAACAAUAGUUGAGAGUACAACAACUGAUGAAGAGCAAGAUAAAUCUCACGCAAGUUCCAGCCCAAAACGCACAAUCAGCGGUCAAAAGAUUCUGUCAUGGAGGCGCGAUGCUGUGGACUUGUCAAAAAAUAAAACUUCGAAAGCACCAGAGUUUGAAUCAGAGCGGAGGAUGAGAAUUAUGAGGAGAGCAAUUGCAGCGUUUUGGUGGCAACAAAAGAAACAUCGGAUAGCGGAUAUGACAUUGAAAGUGCCUUCAUUAUCAACGAUCCCAAGUUCAGAGAGCGAGACAGAACAUGGCGAGGCAUAUGUCGCUAAUGAGAAUGAGAACGCUACAAAAACUGAUCCCGGACAGGAUGUUGAAGGAGAAAAUCAUCCACGAGGACGACCUUCAAGAUCAGGGAGUGAGAAGAAGAAAGUUGCAGAAACUGAUCCCAGACAGGAUGUUGAAGGAGGAAAUCAUCCACGAGGACAACUUUCAAGAUCAGGGAGUGAGGUAGUUCUGGCAGAAUUGGAUGCUGAACAGAGUGUGAUAGGAGAAAAACUCCCAGGGACUCAGUCUUUGAGUGAUGCACAACUUGAUAUAGCUGCAGAAACCGCUAAGCCUUCUAAGAAGAAAGUUGCAGAAACUGAUCCCAGACAGGAUGUUGAAGGAGAAAAUCAUCCACGAGGACAACUUUCAAGAUCAGGGAGUGAGGUAGUUCUGGCAGAAUUGGAUGCUGAACAGAGUGUGAUAGGAGAAAAACUCCCAGGGACUCAGUCUUUGAGUGAUGCACAACUUGAUGUUGCUGCAGAAACCGCUAAACCUUCUAAGAAGAAAGUUGCAGAAACUGAUCCCAGACAGGGUGUUGAAGGAGAAAAUCAUCCACGAGGACAACUUUCAAGAUCAGGGAGUGAGGCAGUUCUGGCUGAAUUGGAUGCUGAACAGGGUGUGAUAGGAGAAAAACUCCCAGGGACUCAGUCUUUGAGUGAUGCACAACUUGAUAUAGCGGCAGAAACCGCUAAGCCUUCUAAGAAGAACGUUGCAGAAACAGAUCCCGGACAGGAUGCUGUAGGAGAAAAUCAUCCACGAGGACAUCUUUCAAGAUCAGGGAGUGAGGCAGUUCUGGCAGAAUUGGAUGCCGAACAGAGUGUGAAAGGAGAAAAACUCCCAGGGGAUCAGUCUUUGAGUGGUACACAACUUGAUGUAGAUGCAGAAACAAAGAAGAAUGUUGCAGAAACUGAUCCCAGACGGGAUGUUGAAGGAGAAAAUCAUCCACGAGGACAACCUUCAAGAUCAGGGAGUGAGGCAGUUCUGGCAGCAUUGGAUGCCAAACAGAGUGUGAAAGGAGAAAAACUCCCAGGGGAUCAGUCUUUGAGUGAUAUACAACUUGAUGUUGCUGCAGAAACUGCUAAGCCAUCUGAAGUUCGGACAAAAGUGGACUCUAAACGGAGUGUGAAACGAGAAAAACUGCCAGGGGAUCAGUCUUUGAGAGAUACACAACUUGGCACGCCUGCAGAAAUUUCUAGGCCUUCUAAGAAGAACGUUGCAGAAACUGAUCCCAGACAGGAUGUUGAAGGAGAAAAUCAUCCACGAGGACAACCUUCAAGAUCAGGGAGUGAGGAAGUUCGGACAAAAGUGGACUCUAAACGGAGUGUGAAACGAGAAAAACUGUCAGGGGAUCAGUCUUUGGGAGAUACACAACUUGGCACGCCUGCUGAAAUGUCUAGUCCUUCUAAGAAGAACGCUGCAGAAACUGAUCCCAGACAGGAUGUUGAAGGAGAAAAUCAUCCACGAGGACAACCUUCAAGAUCAGGGAGUGAGGAAGUUCUGACAGAAGUGGACUCUAAACGGAGUGUGAAACGAGAAAAACUGCCAGGGGACCAGGCUUUGAGAGAAACACAACUUGGCACGCCUGCAGAAAUUUCUAGGCCUUCUAAGAAGAACGUUGCAGAAACUGAUCCCAGACAGGAUGUUGAAGGAGAAAAUCAUCCACGAGGACAACCUUCAAGAUCAGGGAGUGAGGAAGUUCGGACAAAAGUGGACUCUAAACGGAGUGUGAAACGAGAAAAACUGCCAGGGGAUCAGUCUUUGAGAGAUACACAACUUGGCACGCCUGCUGAAAUGUCUAGGCCUUCUAAGAAGAACGCUGCAGAAACUGAUCCCAGACAGGAUGUUGAAGGAGAAAAUCAUCCACGAGGACAACCUUCAAGAUCAGGGAGUGAGGAAGUUCUGACAGAAGUGGACUCUAAACGGAGUGUGAAACGAGAAAAACUGCCAGGGGACCAGGCUUUGAGAGAUACACAACUUGGCACGCCUGCAGAAAUUUCUAGGCCUUCUAAGAAGAACGUUGCAGAAACUGAUCCCAGACAGGAUGUUGAAGGAGAAAAUCAUCCACGAGGACAACCUUCAAGAUCAGGGAGUGAGGAAGUUCGGACAAAAGUGGACUCUAAACGGAGUGUGAAACGAGAAAAACUGCCAGGGGAUCAGUCUUUGAGAGAUACACAACUUGGCACGCCUGCUGAAAUGUCUAGGCCUUCUAAGAAGAACGCUGCAGAAACUGAUCCCAGACAGGAUGUUGAAGGAGAAAAUCAUCCACGAGGACAACCUUCAAGAUCAGGGAGUGAGGAAGUUCUGACAGAAGUGGACUCUAAACGGAGUGUGAAACGAGAAAAACUGCCAGGAGAUCAGUCUUUGAGAGAUACACAACUUGGCACGCCUGCAGAAAUUUCUAUGCCUUCUAAGAAGAACGCUGCAGAAACUGAUCCCAGACAGGAUGUUGAAGGAGAAAAUCAUCCACGAGGACAACCUUCAAGAUCAGGGAGUGAGGCAGUUCUGGCAGCAUUGGAUGCCGAGCAGAAUGUGAAAGGAGAAAAACUCAGAGGGGAUCAGUCUUUGAGUGAUACACAACUUGAUGUAGCGGCAGAAACCGCUAAGCCAUCUAAGAAGAACACAGCAGAAACCUAUCCCACACUGGAUGUUGAACAAGAGAACCAUGAAGGAGGACAACUUUCAAGUUCAGGGAGUAAGGGGACUCUAACAAGCUCUGAUUCCAGACCGGAUGAGAAAGGAGAAAAUUACUCAAGAGGACAGCUUUCAAAUUCAGAUGUCCAACCGGAAACUGAUGCCAGCCCACAUAUGGUGGAAGAUAAUACUUCCAGUGAACAGCCUUCAAGCUCAAGUGUGAAGAUGAGAAAGAAGACACCAGGUACAAGUCCACAUCAGUCAGAUUCUCAAGGGUCCAAAGAUUCACCACAUUCCAAUAGUCAAAGCAAGGAAGACAUUUUUGCAACUAUGAUUGCCUCAGCAUUGAAAGAAGUGGAAAUGGAACAAGUUUAUGCAGAAGAACAGAAACGUCAUCCAACAAUCCAUGAAAGAUGUAAAAAGACUAUUAUAUUUCCAGAAGUAGUGGUGGCAGACCGACAGAAAGGCAUCCUAGGCUUUAAAAUGCACAAAUAUGUUCUAGAACAAGAUAGAAUUGCAAGACAGCCCAAAACAAAGUCAGGUUCUGCAAAGACUGAGCCCCAGCCACGCUCUACAUGCAAAUAUGUUCGAAAGGCUGAGAGUUCACUGGAGAGUACGAACUCCAGCGAGUCCAUUCUAGGCGCAAUAGGUGCAGCUAACGCACAGAAUGCUGAUCCACAACCAAUGACCAGUUCAGCACCGAACAAGCAAGAUGCUCAGCAGGAUGACGAACGAGGAGAAAUGCUGCCCAAGAAACCGCCUCACAAGAGACCGCCGGAGAACUAACAACACAAUUUUUAACUCAAAGUCACCCGCAAUCCAAAAGGAACAUCUUCUGAUUAAAGUUGAGCAUUUUAAUUUAUUGUCAUGAUUUUUGAUGAUGUAACAUGACUUGUUUGUCCUAAAUAAAUCCACCAAAUUUAGGGCAAUGAACAGAUUUUAAAGUUUUUGCCACUAAACCCUACAUUGUUUGCCUGGCAGAUUAUUUAAACUACAAAUAGGUGUUGAUUACAUUUGCUCAUAAUCAUACCCACUUACUUUAAUUGCCUAUUGGGGUGGUUGCCGGAAACAAAUUUAUUCAUGCCUCAGAGUUUAGAUUCUAAUGGUUCUCCUCUCUCCUACCACAUCUAAUAUUUCACUGCUCCACAAUAUUGGAUAUUGCAUUGUCUACCACUUAUGAAAACACACACCUAUGCCAUCUGUAUCCACACUUUUAUCAUCCUUUUGGUCUCUCUUACACUUUCUUUUUACACUUUUAUCAAAUAUCCUGAGUAUUCUUUGAUUUAUCUGCCAUUAUAUUUUCAUGCACCACCCUUUGCCUACCUAAUUUAUUUUUUAAUUUCAUCCAUGCACUUUUAAUAUUCUUACGAUUUCUGUUGAAUUCUCAUUACGUAUAAAAUUCUCUUUAUUUCUUUAAGGGUUUGGCCCACUGUACGAGGUAAUUCAAGAGUUCUCCGAGUUUCCUGAUUCGAACUCGGAGAAUUACGGUAAUAGCGUUCGUAGGUACUCGGGGCUCUCGUGGACAUUUUUCAACAUGUUGAAAAAACUUCACGAGCUUACCGCGUUUCCCGAGUACCUGCCAUUAGCAUUACGAGCCACUAAGAGACGUCCCGAGCCCCGAUGUACCCGCUACAUACAUUCUACGUACUUAUCGAGUUUGAUUUUUUUUAAAACUCGAGAAAGCUCUUGGGUAAACUCAUAUAGUGGGACAGGCCCUUUAAAAUGUAUCUGUGCUCUUUGCAUGCACGUAGGUUUAGAUUUAGGAGUGCCGACUCCUUCCCACCCAAACUUUCAAUUGAUAAGGUGGACACAGUGCUGGAGUAACUCAGCGGGACAGGCAGCAUCUGUGAAGAGAAGGAAUGGGUGACGUUUCGGAUCGAGACCCUUCUUCAGUGAACAAUUGAUAAUGUUUAGUCUGAACCAUACCUCUUUUAAUGUCCCUACGCUGAUAGAUUCCUGUCAUUGUUUUCUGUCUGAGAUGCAUGAUGCAUGCUGAAAGGGAGCUCAAUGAUUUUCCUCGGCUAUGAAAAGCCAUACUGCACAUGGCAAAUUCGUAGUGGCCAAAUUACCAUUGUAUAUGAGGACAGUUUCAGGUUAUCUCAAACAAAUUUUUAGAUGCCAAAAUGUGUAAUUUGUGACUCAAUGAGCAAUCGAGGGUUCGAGUCCCACUCCAGACAUUCUCCACUGACAGUCCAAGAAGCACAUGAUGAUAUCAUCAAGUACAAAUUUAGAUCUUGUCUUCCCACUAGUGUGCUCCAAAGACUAUGAGGCACUCUUCAAAGAUAAUCAGAGUUUUUGGCUGGUAGUUACAUCCUUACCAAAACAUUCUAUUUUUAAGACUGUUUUCACUUUGCUGGUAGAAGCAGUUGGUUAUACACAAAUUGCUUACUGUGUUCCAAAUACAGGGAAGCAUCUCAAGGUUGUGAUCUGCUAUGAUCGUGAUGUGUUUUAGGACAUCCCAAGAUAAUGAUACGACACUAAUCCAAACCAAACAGACUUUCAUCAUGUCAUUCCAGUUGAUCUCCUGGUUAGAAGUCAUACAAAGAGCAAACACCUAUAUUUGUGGGUGCAAUCCCAAACCAUAACAUUGAAUUAGUAAAAAAUGAUACUGUUAUCUUAACAUUUCUACAUAAGUAUACUUAUUUCACACCAUUAUCUGUCCCAAUCUUUUUAGUGUUUAGAUGAAGGGAAUGAGAAAAAUUAAAA
Molecule: messenger RNA, 12642 nt
Organism: Leucoraja erinaceus (little skate)
Lineage: Eukaryota; Metazoa; Chordata; Chondrichthyes; Rajiformes; Rajidae
Exons: 60
Coding region: 3697-10722 (2341 amino acids)
Source: RefSeq, a predicted model, not a curated record